Molecule: messenger RNA, 2610 nt
Organism: Pyricularia pennisetigena
Lineage: Eukaryota; Fungi; Ascomycota; Sordariomycetes; Magnaporthales; Pyriculariaceae
Exons: 9
Coding region: 1-2610 (869 amino acids)
Biological process (GO): carbohydrate metabolic process
Molecular function (GO): chitin binding; protein binding
Source: RefSeq, a predicted model, not a curated record
AUGCCUCUCCACCAUUUGAUGAUCGGGACCUGGACCCCUCCGGGUGCCAUUUUUACGGUUCAGUUUGACGAUGAAAAGCUCGAGAUCAAGUUGGUCAAGAGGACCGAGAUCCCCAAGGACGAGCCCAUAUCAUGGAUGGCCUUUGACCAUGCCAGGAAAAACAUCUAUGGCUCGGCCAUGAAGAAAUGGUCUAGCUUUGCUGUCAAGAGUCCCACUGAGAUUAUCCAUGAGGCAUCUCAUCCCAUGGGCGGCGAUCCCACCAAGCCCCCCUAUGCAGUCUAUUGCAACCCCUUCUACAAGCCACACGCUGGCUACGGCAAUAUUUUUACCGUCUCGGACACGGGCGCCCUCGCCACCAACGUCCAGGACUACCCGUACCAGCCCGACAGUGGGAUCCACGGAAUGGUCUUUGACCCGCCGACCGAGACCUACCUCUACUCGGCCGACCUGUCGGCGAACCGCCUCUGGGUCCACCGCCGCCACGUGCCCGGCCGGGACCCCGCCCAGGUCGAGCUGGUCGGGUCCAUCGAGGCGCCGGACCCGGGCGACCACCCGCGCUGGGUGGCCAUGCACCCGUCCGGAAAUUACCUGUACGCGCUUAUGGAGGCGGGCAACCGCAUCUGCGAGUACGUCAUCGACCCGCAGACGCACAUGCCCGUAUACACGCACCACUCGUACCCGCUCGUGCCUCCGGGCAUGCCCAAGAAGGACCGCGAGACCGGCAAGGGCUUGUACCGGUCCGACGUCUGCGCCGUCUCGUCGUCGGGCCGCUACCUCUUCGCCAGCGCCCGGUCCAACAGUUUCGACCUGACAGGCUACAUCGCCGCCUUUCGCCUGCGCGACGACGGCUCCAUCGAGAAGCAGCUCUGCCUUAACCCCACCCCGACCAGCGGCGGUCACAGCAACGCCGUGAGCCCCUGCCCCUGGAGCGACGAGUGGGUCGCCAUGACGGACGACGAGCAGGGCUGGAUCGAGAUGUUCAGGUGGGAGGGCGAGUUCCUGGCCAGAGUCGCGAGGCUGAGGAUCCCCGAGCCUGGGUUCGGCAUGAAUGCCAUAUGUCUUUUCCUCUACUUCGCGGCAGGGGCUCUGGCCCUCAUAGUCCCGCGGAGCCAAGAUGGACUAGGCGUCUCACUCGACCCGGCGAGAUCUAUUUUCUCGCGACAGUCAGCCGACCUGCGGUGUGGCAGCCAGAGUCCCGGGGCCUCGACCAAAUGUCCCUUGAACGUCUGCUGCUCAGUGGCUGGCUAUUGUGGUACAUCAGAGGCUUACUGCCUCCCGGCAAACGGGUGCCAGGCCGGCUUUGGAACCUGCCAGGUCCGCACGGCGCCGACGUGCUCGCCCAGCGACAAGUCUUCCAACGGCCGCUCCAUCGGCUACUACCAAGCCGUGGCUGCCCGCCGUUCCUGUGACCGCGUCCUACCGUCCCAGAUCAACACGGCUGGCUACACCCAUCUGUACUUCUCCUUCGUGCUCAUUGAUAAGACAAGCUUUGCUAUCACGCCGGCCGACGCCGCCGACGAGGCGCUCUACUCGCAGUUCACCGCCCUCAAGUCCAAGGGCGUGCAGACGUGGGUGGCCAUUGGCGGGGGCGAGUUCAACACGUUCAACCCCAACGAUCCGGAGAGGUAUAAGAUAUGGAGUCGCAUGGCUGCCGGCGCAACUUCCCGUGCCCAGUUUAUUCGCUCACUCGUAAGCUUCAUGGAGCGGUACGGGUUCCAGGGCGCCGACCUUGACUGGGAAUGGCCGACAGACCCGAAUAGGGGUGGCUCUCCCACCGAUACGGCCAACUACGUCAGCCUUGUCCGUGAGCUGCGUGCUGCUUUUGGUACCCAGUAUGGCCUGAGCAUGGCGAUACCGGCAGACUGGGGCUCGCUGCUUUAUUUUGACGUGCAAGCGAUGCAUCCGUAUCUUGAUACCAUUGGCUUGAUGUCCUAUGAUCUCCGAUCAUUUGAGCACUCCACAGAUGGCUUGAUUCGCGCCCAGACAGACAUUCGUGACAUCACCGAGUUCAUCAAGCCGCUUUGGUAUUCCUCCGUACCCGCCGCCAAGAUCAACCUGGGCCUGGCCUCGUACGGUCGCGGUUACACGCUCAGCAGCUCCUCGUGCACCUCUCUCGACGCCAACUGCCGCUUCAGCGGCCCGAGCGCCGGUGGCGAUUGCCAGCGCAGCCCCGGGGUCCUGUCUCUCAACGAGAUCAACCGCAUCGUCGCGGCUCGCGGUCUGACCCCUCGGUACGACAGCAAUGCCAUGGUCAAACAGCUGAGCUGGGACGAUCAGUGGGUCGGUUACGACGACGCGCAGACCUGGGCCGCCAAGAAGACGUGGGCCGACAGCGUGUGUAUUGGGGGAACGAUGGUGUGGGCCACCGACUUCACCACGCUCCCGGGACCUAUCAGUGCCGCCCCCAACCCGGUGACGACGGACGGCAGUUCCUCGGCCCACUGUGGAAACGGCUGCCAGUCUGGAAACUGUAAUUCGCCUGGCGCAGGAAACUGUGCGGUAGUUGGCCUGACGGCGGGUGCUGCUCAAGCGCAGGAUGGUGUGGCCGUUCAACAGCCCAUUGUGGCACUGGCUGUCAAUCCGGCUGCUCAUAGACGUGCUAGGAAAUAG